This is a messenger RNA of Rosa chinensis, 909 nucleotides long. Its product is annotated as NO-associated protein 1, chloroplastic/mitochondrial-like. Gene Ontology annotation, molecular function: GTPase activity. NCBI's taxonomy places the organism in Eukaryota, Viridiplantae, Streptophyta, Magnoliopsida, Rosales, Rosaceae. Bases 29 to 430 code for a protein of 133 amino acids. The transcript is spliced from 7 exons. The record is from RefSeq and is a predicted model, not a curated record.
AGCACAUCCUUUUCCUCCUCCACAGAAUAUGAUAUUUGGAUUCUCAAUUCCAGCCUUUCCAUUUUGUAUUGUGGAAUGUAGGUUGAUAUUGUGGACUUCAAUGGUAGAUUUUUGGCUCGGUGCAAAUCCCAUGAUAUUAGUCAUUACUAAGGUUGAUUUACUUGCCAAGGGGACUGAUUUUAAUUGUAUUGGUGAUUGGGUUGUGGAGGCCACCGUAAAGAAGAAGCUUAAUGUUAUGAGUGUUCAUCUGACGAGUUCAAAGUCUUUGGUUGGAGUAGCUGGAGUUGCAUUAGAGAUUCAAAAGAAGAAGGGACGGGACGUGGAUGUUAUGGUGAGCUUCUUGGUGGGAAUUCUGGAAGUUUACUUAGUACUGAUUUAUAUUACAUUUUUCUGUAGGGCUACGCAAAUGUUGGGAAAUAAGCUUUUAUGAGUGCUUUACUGAAACUGAUGGCAGAAAAGGAUCCAGUUGCUGCAUCAGCGCAAAAGUACAAACCAAUACAAUCUACUGUUCCUGGAACUUCCUUGGGUCCAAUUCAAAUCAAUGCUUUCUUAGGAGGAGGGGUAUGCCAGGGUAUCUGUAUUUUACCAAUGGCCUUUCAGUAUUUAGUGGAGUAACCUUCUAUCAUCUGCAGAAAUUAUAUGACACACCUGGAGUUCAUCUCCACCAUAGGCAAGCAGCAGUGGUUCAUUCAGAGACCUACCUUCCCUUGCUCCUCAAAGUCGGCUUAGGGGUCAAUCUUAUCAAUACAUUUGCUUCAUAUAUAGUACCAAGAAUAUGAUAUUUGGAUUCUCAAUUCCAGCCUUUUCAAGAGGUUUGCGAUACACUGAUUUGUAGUUUUGUAUCUAUGGAAACAAUAUCAGCUCUAUCGAGCCAUGUCAAAGAAACUUAGCUCUCAAAAUGCAAUCCAA